Messenger RNA from Nannizzia gypsea CBS 118893, 1308 nucleotides. RefSeq lists its product as hypothetical. The transcript is spliced from 2 exons. NCBI's taxonomy places the organism in Eukaryota, Fungi, Ascomycota, Eurotiomycetes, Onygenales, Arthrodermataceae. The coding region runs from base 1 to 1308 and encodes 435 amino acids. The record is from RefSeq and is a predicted model, not a curated record.
AUGGGUUUUACUACCGCUGGCGGCAAACGGGGCCUGGCCUCCAAACGGUCAGCGAUAAGUCUGCACGACCAGCAGCCAGUCGAGCCGUACACGGAUGAGCCCAGCGAUGAGCCACCGGCUUAUACUGAUGCCACUCCAGGAAGUUCAAACUACAGGCAAACUCUCCCUGACCUACCGGCCCCACGAGGCUAUACCAAUCCAUAUCAAGAGGUUAUUGGGAGCCGCGUUGUCAAAACAUAUUCCGGACGGGAAUCGUAUCUUGUGACUGUUCACCCAGAAUACUCGAAUACUCCACAGGAUCUGUACAACGCUAUAUACAACCAAGCCGGUGUGGCGCCUACUGUUCUCAUCUCCGUCAAAGGAACCCACACCGUCAAGCAGCGGGAUGGGAAAAAGGACUCCAGCUCUACGGUUACGGACUUUGACUUUCGAAUCGAGACUCAAGGAACUAUAUUGCCGAUAUCUUCGUAUGAUCUGGAAAGACGCCCGUUAUUCGAUUACUUCCGCGAACUAAACGUGGUGCGGGACGGUGACAAACAGUCUGCGUACCGCGGAGGGAGGUUCAAGUGCAAAGCGAGCAAGAAGUAUAAGCCUGCCGAAGCCAACGAUCCAGAACAAGCGGCGAUGAAUGGUGAACAGAUCGAGGCAGAGACAAGUCUCGAGAGUACGCUUCAGCAAUGGUGUACUCGAUACUGCGAAGACAAAAGCGGAGUGAAAUCAUUCACGUUACGCAGCACAGUUAAAGGGCUCGACAUGAACAUUAUCAGAACCGAAAUCGCCUCCAUCAUUCGCUCUACUAACUACCGUGGUACCAUCAAUGUUACCCAGGAAACAACCCACACAGCACUAACCGUCUAUUCACCACAUUGGAUAAACAAUCUCCGAACCAACAGGUUCGUCUGGUGGGCAGUUGUCAUUCUUCAGCUUUGGAUAAUUACCUGGCCUAUCAUCAUCUUGCUUGAGAGGCGCUAUGAGCCCGUCACGGCCCAAUACUACGUCUACCGGGAAUCAGAGUACAACCCUCCCUUCAAGGGUGAAGUUGAAUGGACAAAGAUGUUUGCCCCUGCUAUUAGCGCUGCAGCGCUAAAUAGAAGGAAAGACGAAAUUGUUACAGUAGCUGAUGUGCAGCGGGCUACUGAUGCGGCUCUCAAUGGCCGGGUUCAGGAGUCUCCAGCCGAAAGAGAGAGGAGGGCAAGAAUGAAUAACGGGAAUGGAACAUUUAUGGAUUCUGUUAUUGGUAUAGCUAGGGGUGUGUCGGAGUUGAGGAGCGAGUAUGAUCAUGCUAGAGGCUGGGGUGCGAAUGAGUGA